GUAUCGGUGGCUUACAGUUAGAUAAUGUUUUACACAGUGAUAACCAUAGGUUGUUUAGCACAGCGACAGCAGCUCCGGGUGGUAGUGACGGCACCGGUAGUCUGUACGACAUGUUUGGCCGAAAACACAACUAUUUACGUAUAUCGUUGACAGAGAGGUGUAAUCUCCGGUGUUUGUAUUGCAUGCCAGAGGAGGGCAUAGAGUUGACGGCCAAUCGGCAACUGUUGACCACCGAUGAGAUCAAACGGAUUAGCGAUUUGUUUGUCAAAACACUUGGCGUUAAUAAAAUACGGCUAACGGGAGGCGAACCUUUGAUUCGUAAGGAUAUCGUCGAUAUUGUCACACAUUUGUCUUCAUUAAGACCUUACGGUCUAAAGACAAUCGGUUUGACCACAAAUGGGCUGAUUUUGGAGCGGAUGUGCCGUGACUUGAAAAGUUCAGGUCUGACAGCAAUCAAUAUAAGUCUGGACACUCUGGACGCCACCAAAUACGAGAUAAUCACCCGCCGGAAGGGCUGGCAUCGGGUGAUGCGGGCGAUCGACACGUGUCUGUCCGCUGGGUUUGACUCAAUUAAACUCAAUUGUGUGGUCAUUAAGGGCUUCAACGACACAGAACUGCCGGCAUUCGUCGACCUGACCCGCGACCGACCCCUCGACGUGCGGUUCAUUGAAUACAUGCCUUUCGACGGCAACCGUUGGGCGUCCGAAAAGAUGGUCACUUAUCGGGAAAUGUUGGCCGCAGUGAGCGAUAAGCACCCGACUGUCCGGCGUCUGGAGCCCAGCCUUAACGAGACGGCGAAGGCGUAUAAAGUGGACGGAUUUCGCGGCCAAAUUGGUUUCAUAACGUCUAUGAGCGACAACUUUUGCGGCGCUUGUAAUCGGGUUAGGAUUACCGCCGAUGGAAACCUUAAGGUGUGUCUCUUUGGCAAUGAAGAGGUGUCGCUCAGGGAUGCCAUGCGUUUGGACGCCGCCGACGACACACAACUGGAGACUGUGGUCAGGGAUGCGCUCAAUCGUAAACACAAACAACACGCCGGCGCUCAAAACAUAGCCAACACUCCCAACAGACCAAUGAUACGGAUCGGUGGGUGAAUUGGCCGCACAUUUUCAAUACU
Molecule: messenger RNA, 1114 nt
Organism: Medioppia subpectinata
Lineage: Eukaryota; Metazoa; Arthropoda; Arachnida; Sarcoptiformes; Oppiidae
Source: the annotation of a GenBank genome assembly